GGCGGAAAAUGGGCGGAACUCGGUGCCGUAUUGUUUACGUCUGUGUGCUGAAAGUAGGUCAUAAGAGCGAGAUAGCUAGUAAUAUAUUUCUCACAAAAAUAUUUAUUCGUAAUCACACAGAACUGUAACGAUAACGGAAAAAGAGCAGGAUUCCCGCGGGCUGUCCGGUGACAUCUACAAAGCUGGUGUGGCAUGUCCAGGCGCAGCCGAAACAGUCGAGCGUGGCGCAGUGUGUGGAGCGGAAUUCGGCGGGAUGCUGAUGCAAAGACGCUGGUGCUGCCCUCCGAGAGCGAUGAAUGGGGUUGUGACCGCCUACAGGUCAGUUACAGUGACUCAGAUUCAGAGGCAGAGUAUCCUGGCAUUGUACCCUCGGUGCCAAGUGCGGUGCCAGUAACCGGAGAGUCGUACUGUGGUUGUGAUUUGGAGAUGGAAUCGAGUUACGACCCACGUCUACGCAGUUACGCACGGCUGCGUGACUGCCAUUGUGGUGAAGAUGACCAAGGUACAGAAUUUGACUGGGUGUGGGAUGAGGGCAGUCGGUCAGCGGCCACGCUGCUGAGCUGUGAGAACAGGAAGGUGAGCUUCCACUCGGAGUACAGCUGCGGCACGGCGGCUAUCCGUGGCUCCAAGGAGCUCUCAGAGGGGCAGCACUUCUGGGAGAUCAAAAUGACCUCUCCGGUCUACGGAACAGACAUGAUGGUAGGAAUUGGUACAUCAGAUGUCAAUCUGGACAAAUACCGACAUACAUUCUGCAGUUUACUGGGAAAAGAUGAAGACAGCUGGGGCUUGUCAUAUACAGGGUUGUUGCAUCAUAAUGGUGACAAAGUGAACUUCUCAUCGCGGUUUGGUCAGGGAUCCAUCAUAGGCGUUCACUUGGACACCUGGCAUGGAACUCUCACCUUCUUUAAAAAUCGCAAAUGCAUCGGUGUAGCUGCCACCGAGCUGCAGAACAAGCGUGUGUUCCCCAUGGCAUGUUCCACAGCUGCCAAAAGCAGCAUGAAGGUGAUCCGCUCGGUCUCCGCUCCCACCUCACUCCAGUACCUCUGCUGCUGGCGCCUGCGUAAGCUCCUCCCUUCAGGAGCCGACGCCCUUAGAGUGCUUCCCCUCCCACCAGGGCUCAGGCACCUUCUACAUUCCAAACUUGGCUGGGUGCUAAGCUUAGACCACUCACAUAUGCAUACAAACUCAAACACACACACACCAGCCGGGCCCUCUUCAGGCAGCGAGUCGGACGGCUGCGCCUCCGACCCUGAGGCCUGCCAGAGGAAACGUUGCCGCUGGACCUGAGGCGAAUAUACAUACACACACACUCACACUUACUUACUCACUCACUCUUACAAUUAUUACAUUGUCAAGUGUUUUCAGUUGCAGACUCGUAUACAGUGGACUGUUUAAAAAAAAAAAAAAAAAAAAAAAAAAAGAUAAUUAAUGUAUCUGAUUUAACAAGAAGCCUCUCCACAUUGAGGAUACUGUUUGAAUUUAAUUUGUGGAUCAUAGUCAGACAUGCAAAAUUCAAAACUUUUCUGAUGUACAGAUCAUGUAAAAGACACGCACAUGCAGUCUGAUGGAUCACAAUGAAACAAUGAACUGUCUUUCUACUUUAUAGCAUAGUGCUGAAUGUUCCUGCUCUGUCCCUGCUCUCUCUUUCAGGGUUUUGGAUCAAAAAAUAUCACACUUUUCCAUCCUGCGUGAACUGUUAUAUAAAAUCUCAGUAUUAACUUUAGCGUUACCUGUAACCUUCAGCACUGUGCCCUUGUCUACGUGUACUUCAACAUAGCUUAUAUCCAAACAAGUAGAAUGAGUAAAAUGGACACUCAGAUGGAUACUUGACUAGUUUGACAGCAGGUCUCAUCAGUAUAGCAUUGAUGUGCUGAAUCUAGUACUGUAUGCUACAUUUAUUACAUCUAUUUCUUGCAGUUACUACAUUUUGAGAAGUUUAGAAGAAUCACAUUACUGUCUUUUAUACAGCUAUGCCACAAUAUAAUGUUAUACAGGGGUGUCUUCAAAGCAGAGGUGCCAACAUGUACGGUUUGGCCGUAGUAUUUUUCAGAUUAAUCACUGUGUCAUCAGAUCAAUCCAUCUGUUUUGAUUGCAAGAAAGCAAAAAAUGACGUGUUGUUUUUUUUUUGUUUGUUUUUUUGUUGUUUUUUUUUUUUUUUUUAAACAUUUGUCCAUUGGCUAUGAAUAUACAAUUUAGAAAAGAAAACAACAUUGUUUUCUAUUUUAGCAGACAGUUUAGACCCUGAAUAUGAUGUUUUAGGCCUAUGUACUAAUGUUGGCCUCCUGUGUAUAUACUGAGUUUUAUGUGUAUAUUUUGAUAGUUCAUAUAUUUUUACCUGGAAUAAAGGACAAGUAGAUCACAACCUCCUAGAAAUGGUAGUGACCAGGUUGAUAAAUAGGGUAAAAUUUGUUGAGCCCAGAAUAUCAACAUGGUCACUGCCAUUUUUGAAAGAUUGUCAUCCACUUGUCUUUUCCUUCCCAAGUUGUGGUCUCUGGGAAAAUCUGCAGACACUCCUGGCCAAGCAUUUCUCUACACUGAUUUGAGUCAGAUUGGCAGACCUUCAGGAUAUGUAAUUAUGUCAUCAAAUUACAUUAUAACUACAACAUUUGUAUACAGCAGGUGGGGCACGGUGUCCCUCACACCCCUACCCUGUGUGGAGUUUACAUGUUCUCCGUGUGCUUCAGGAGCUUCCUCUGGGUACUCCGGUUCCUUCCCAGUCCAAUGACGUGCAUCGUGUAUGCUGAUUUGUUGUAGGCUGACCUGGCAUUUCCAAAUUCUGUUUGUGCCCUGCUAUGGGUUGGCAUCCCAUACAGGGUGUCCUCUGCUUUGUUCCCUGGGGUAGGGUCCAAGCUCCCUGCAGCCCUGUGUAUUAUAAGUGGUAUGGAAAAUGGAUGGAUGGAUAGAUUUGUAUACAGCUUCAAUGAUGUCAGCUUUCUGAUGUUGUCUUUUUGCUAUUUUUCCUGUAUCUUGCAUCUUCAAAUUAUGUAUGACCAUCUCAUACUGAGCUUUUUGUCUUACUGUGAAGAAUGGAAAAUGCGGGGGGAGUAUGGGGCUGAAAAUUCAGUCUGUUCUGUACAUAUUGUAUGUAUUAUAUGUAUUAGCUUAUUCUCUUUUCUCGAUCUCCCUUUACUAUAUGUCAAGCAUGGGCUUCAACUGAUGUAUGAUUAAAAGAGUUGAUUGAAAAUCAUAUAAACUGGGGGGGAAAUGGCUGGAUAUAUAGGUUGUUUGUUUUUUAAGCGUAAUAAAGGAUUAAAAACUG
Messenger RNA from Ictalurus punctatus (channel catfish), 3259 nucleotides. RefSeq names its product splA/ryanodine receptor domain and SOCS box containing 3a (gene spsb3a). Gene Ontology annotation, molecular function: protein binding. NCBI's taxonomy places the organism in Eukaryota, Metazoa, Chordata, Actinopteri, Siluriformes, Ictaluridae. The record is from RefSeq and is a predicted model, not a curated record. Bases 193 to 1287 code for a protein of 364 amino acids. The transcript has 7 exons. Gene Ontology annotation, biological process: proteasome-mediated ubiquitin-dependent protein catabolic process. Gene Ontology annotation, cellular component: SCF ubiquitin ligase complex.